AUGCAUAAAUGUGUGCGGAAUUUGGAUGCAGUGAUCUCAAGAAAGUCUGAAGUAAUUGGUUUUGAUGGGAAAAGCUGCCUAAUUUACACAUUUAAACAAGAGCCUAUGUCUGCAUUGAAAGAUGUGAUUUCUCUGAAGUUUAAAGCAAUACGAAGUGAUGGAAUUCUCCUCCACAAAGAAGGAAAGAAUGGAGAUCACUUAAUCCUGGAAUUACUUAAAGGAACGCUAUCUCUACUCAUUAACUUAGGUGAUUAUAAAACUCAUUCUUCUAGUACCCAAAUUAAUAUUUCCCUGGGCAGCCUUCUGGAUGAUCAACACUGGCAUUCUGUUCUCAUUGAGCGCUUUAACAAUCAAGUAAACUUUACAGUGGAUAAACACACUCAUCAUUUUCAUGCUAAAGAAGUAUUCAGUUAUUUGGACCUUGACUAUGAGGCCAUUUCUGGAAACACAAAUGCAGACAGUGUUGUAUAUUAUAAGCUUCAGCAUUCCAUUAAUGCAAGAUUUCUCCGCUUUGUGCCUUUGGACUGGAAUCCCAGUGGUAGAAUUGGUAUGCGCAUUGAAGUGUACGGAUGCACAUACAGUGCUGGUGGUUGGUCUCCACUUGUGUCUAAUAAAUAUCAAUGGCUUCAGAUUGACCUUGGUGAAAGAACUGAGAUAACUGCUGUUGCUACUCAAGGUGGUUAUGGAAGCUCUGACUGGGUAACAAACUACCUUCUAAUGUUCAGUGAUAGUGGACGAAACUGGAAACAAUAUCAUCAAGAGGAAAGCAUUUGGGUUUGGCAUGGAGCAGAAGAAAGUUAUAGUAUGGCUGAAAAACAGUUAUUAGCUGCCUACUCCUCAUUACAGGUGGUAGAGUCAAUAACUUAUGCAGCUGAACUCAUAGUGAAGACCACCCUAUCGAUUCAGGGGUGGGUGAAAGAUCUGGCCUAUCUUCCUAAGAUGGGGGUGGCCCAAGCACAGACAGUGACACGAUGGGUCGUCUAUCUCAGCCAGAGGAGUAGUCUGCCUUCAUCACCAUUGAAAGAACUCCAGAAGAUCCUAGGCCCAAUGACAUAUCACAGUGAUGCGCCAGAAGAGACAAUGGUUGCUUCACUGGAUAAGAGUCCUAUUCAAGGAGAGAAAUAUCCCAUUCUUGAAGAUGCCUGGUAUGUAGAUGGGUUCAGCAAGGGCAACCUCAGCAAGAGGAGAGCUGUAGCAUGCCAUCCCUCCACUGAAACUGGCUGGUUUGAAGAGGGGGAUUGUCAUAGCCAGUGGGCCAAACUGCAAGCCGUGUGGAUGGUUAUAACUAAGGAACCCAGUGACGGGACCAUGGUUCCUGAUGGGAUGCACUUGUGGCGGUGGUGGAAGCUGGCAGAAGUCAUUGCUAGGCCACUCUCCAUUAUCUUUGGUAAAUCGUGGGGAAUGGAAGAGGUGUCUGAGGUCUGGAGAAAACCAGAUGUCACUGCAGUCUUCAAAAAGGGCAAGAAGGAGUACCUGGGUAAUGAUAGACUGGUCAGCCUUACCUCCAUCUUUGGAAAGGUGAUAGAACAACUUAUCCUUGGCUCUAUCUCUAGGAAUAUUAAGGAUAAGAAGGUCAUUAGGGACAGUCAACAUGCCUUCACCAAGUGGAAGUCCUGCUUGACCAACCUGAUAGCUUUUUAUGAAGACAUAACUAUGUGGAUAGAUUAUGGUAAAGCAGUUGAUGUGAUCUGUCUUGAUUUUAAUAAAGCAUUUGACACCACUGAGGAUGCCUCCCACAGCAUCCUCAAAGCUAACCUGAAGAAAUGUGGUCUGGAUAAUCAGGUAGUGAGGUGGACAGUGAACUGGCUGAAGGAAAGAAGCCAGAGAGUUGAGGUCAGUGGGACAGUGUUUAGUUGGAGGCGUGUGUACAGUCGAGUCCUCCAAGAGCGGGUACAGGGACCAGCACUAUUCAAUAUAUUCAUCAGUGACUUGGAUAAAGGAAUAGAGUGCACUGUCAGCAAGUACGCUGGCAACAUAAAACUGGCAGAAGUGGCUGACAUGCCAGAAGGCUGUAUUGGAUUAAAUAAUGGCCAGUGGCAUUCUGUAUCCUUCUCUGCCAAAAGAAAUCGUAUCAAUUUAAUAGUGGACAAUGAUAUACUCUCAUCAGCUCAUGCCUCUAUACCUCUACAAAUUUAUUCAGGAGAUACGUUAUACUUUGGAGGCUGCCCUAACAAUGGAAACAAUUUUGAAUGUAAAAGAUCCUUUGGUGGUUUUCAAGGAUGUAUGCAACUCAUUUCUAUUGGUAACGAAGCAGUGGAUAUGAUCUCAGUUCAGCAAAAUAUUUUUGGCAAUUUCAGUGACCUUCAGAUAGAUUCAUGUGGCAUUAUGGACAGGUGCUUGCCUAACUAUUGUGAACAUGGUGGUGAGUGUUCACAGUCAUGGAACAACUUCUACUGUAACUGUAACAAUACUGGUUACAAGGGAGCAACUUGCCAUUAUCGAACAUUUUGGAAUUCAGCAUCCUUCAAUACAGAAAUGUCUUAUCUGCAUUUCCCUACUUUCCAUGGAGAAUUCAGCGCAGAUGUAUCGUUUUUCUUCAAAACUACUGCUUCCUCUGGGAUGUUUUUAGAAAACCUGGGAAUUCAAGACUUCAUAAGGAUAGAGUUAUACUCUCCAUAUGAAGUGAUUUUUUCAUUCGAUGUUGGAAAUGGACCUAAUGAAGUUAAAGUUCAGUCACUCACUGUCUUGAAUGACAACCAGUGGCAUUAUGUGAAAGCUGAAAGAAACAUCAAAGAGGCAUCCUUACAAGUAGAUCAGAUUCCUCAAAAGUCUCAUGCUGCUCCACUUGAUGGGCAUUUUCGUCUGCAACUCAACAGCCAGCUUUUUGUAGGUGGAACAGCAUCCCAUCAGAAAGGAUUUUUGGGAUGUAUUCGUUCAUUACAGCUAAAUGGAAUAGCCCUUGAUCUGGAAGAGAGAGCUAAGAUAACACCAGGAGUUGAACCAGGGUGUCCUGGACAUUGUAGCAGCUAUGGUAACUUGUGUCACAAUGGUGGAAAAUGCAGAGAGAAAUACAGUGGAUUCACUUGUGACUGCACUUUCUCUGCCUAUGCUGGGCCAUUUUGUAAGAAAGAGAUCUCUGCUUAUUUUGGGACUGGCACUUCUGUGAUGUACAGUUUUCAAGAAUACUAUACCUUUGCUAAAAAUUCCAGUUCUCAUGCUUCUUCUUUCUAUGCUGAUAUGACACUGAACAGGGAAACAAUUACAUUUGCCUUCCGAACAACACGGACACCAAGCUUAUUGCUUUAUAUCAGCUCCUUCUACAAGGAAUAUCUCUCUGUCAUUUUAUCCAGAAAUGGUGAGUUUUCAGCUAGACUGUCUAGAAGCACUAAUGAACAUCAUAAAAACAGUGAUGUAGAUGAGGAGACUAUGAAAGCAAACUCCCAGGGUUUUAUUGGAUGUCUCUCUUCAGUGCAGUUCAACCAUAUUUCUCCUUUGAAGGCUGCACUACAACAUGGAAGCGCAGCACCCAUCAUUGUUAAGGGGCGUGUCAUUGAAUCCAACUGUGGCACUUUAACUGGACUUGACACAAAAUUAAGUGAAACAACCCAUUCAUUUGCAGAUCACUCAGGACCAACAGAUGAGAGAGAGCCCUUAACUCAUGCAAUCAGAAGUGACUCUGCAAUUGUUGGAGGUAAUAGAGAAUACCAGAUAUACUGAGAUUUUUUUCCAUAUUUUUUUCAGAAUUGUGAGUCUUUCAAUGCUGCACUGAAGUCAGAGGUAGAGUUAUGUGCAUAAGGAAACUAGAAAAAAAGUUUUUGUUUUAUUGAAAGUACCAGAAAAAGACAAAAAUUAGGCAGUGUUUAAAAAAGCAAUCAUCAACUCACAUUUUCUAAUUAUAUAAAGUUGUGCCACAGGUUUUAUUAUAUGUUAGAAUAAUCUGCUCUAACACUUGAAACAUAAAGUGCUAACAACAGAUUUUCCAUCUGCCUAAUGCCAGUUUCUGUUGCUAAAAACCUCUAUUUGGAUGUAUCGUAACAAAUUCAUUAUGUUUAGGAAAAAGCAAUCUCUGUUUCCUUCUUUAUAUGAUAAAGCAUUACAUUUUUGGCUACAUGGCCGAGUUAAAGAUGAAGAAAAUGUUCAUUUAUAGAUCUGAACAUAACAGAAUUUUCCUAACAAAAUGGAAUCUGCAUUGCUUACGUGUAUCCUUUGAAUUGUUUCAUUUUGAUUCUGCAUGUGGAAAGAACUAUUAGAGCAUAACUUGUAUUGAUUAAUAGCUUAAAAACGAAAUGCACAUGAUAAUUAUUAUUUCU
Meleagris gallopavo (turkey) is the source of this 4250-nucleotide messenger RNA. The record is from RefSeq and is a predicted model, not a curated record. NCBI's taxonomy places the organism in Eukaryota, Metazoa, Chordata, Aves, Galliformes, Phasianidae.